AUGUGAUCUCCAAGCUGAUCAGGGAAAUUAAUUCCUAUUCUUUUAAUCUUUCUGAACCUCUUAGCUCCUGCUUUAGAGAUAGUGGGAGUAAUCUUCUCAAAAGCUACCGACCAAGACUCAGACUUUAAACCAAACCAAGGUGGAUCCUUCUUAGACAAAAGAGGAUUCGAAAUACUCUACAUUCUCACUCAGAUUGCUUAUCUACUUGCUGUAUAUGCUUGGGUUAAGAAUAAAGAUCCCUCCUUAGAAGAUAGCUGGAUGACUACUUGGGUUGGAGCUAUAAUCGCAACUCUAUCAUUUAUUGUGACCCACAGAGAUUUCUGAAUAAUAAUCCUCAGGAUUAAGCUUAAUGGAUUUUAUGCUCCAGUGCACAUUAUUCUAUUCCUUUUAUUUUUAAUUCAGAUUUACUUGUUACCAAUUGUUUUACAAUUAUCAGUAGUAUUUUCAAUAGAUACUUAUGAUUGAAAUUUUGACCUCAUGAUCCGAGUUAUGGUCUAUACUUUGGCGUUCACAUUAUUCCUAAAAUGAGUCUGAGUUGUUUCCAGCUUCUUUAUUCAGAGCUAUCUAAACUUUAUCACCACGAGUGCUUCCAUUGUGAUUAUACAAAAUCUCUUCUGGGUGUUCUUGGUUGCCUACAGUGUGAUCUCUAAACAUAGAGUUGACGGAGCACGGAAAGGCUUAUUGUCGUAUUAUGAGUGGCUGAUGAAUUUAUGCAUUAGCAUCCAUCUUACUUUUGUCGUAAACUUUCAGUUCAUCUUUGAAGAGCACGAGCAUUCAAGUCUUUCACAGAUUUUGUAUAUUCUCUUGUUCAUUUGUAUCAAUUUUGGAUUGAUCUUGGUGUACAUGGUUCACCAAGUUUAUUGCUGAGAUAUUUAUAUCAGAAAGAGAGUCAGAGCUAAGAUGGCUGAAUCUAUUAGAUAUUGUCAUUUGGAUUUUGAUGCUUUUGGAAAAGAUGAUUUAUUGAAGCCAGAUUGAGAUUAUUGAUCCAACAAGCUCUCUAACCCUCCACUAGAAUAUAUUGAACACCAAGAUAAGCAAAAUAAGAUGUAUCAGAAAUUGGUCAGUUAUAAAGACGCAUAUAUUUCUUUUGAAGAUGUUUAUAAGUAUCGCUACAGAAGAGGUAGAAAUGGGCAACAUUGUUCUCACAGAUUUCAUAUGGCAUGCUUUUACAAUUUGAUGAAAACGAGCAAUUGGAUGGUCUGGUCUUGCCCAUUGUGUGAUCAAAGAUAUUAAUAAUGAUACUAAACUCAAUCAAUC
This is a messenger RNA of Moneuplotes crassus, 1257 nucleotides long. Lineage: Eukaryota; Ciliophora; Spirotrichea; Euplotida; Euplotidae. The record is from the annotation of a GenBank genome assembly.